AUGCUGGAGAUGGAGGCCCUGAACAGCACCCACGCCAGCACCGCCGCCUCCAGCAGCCCCGCUGCGUCCCACGUGGCCAGCAGCGCCAGCGGCAACGAGUACUUCUAUAUCCUGGUGGUCAUGUCCUUCUACGGCGUUUUCCUGAUUGGCAUCAUGCUGGGCUACAUGAAGUCCAAGCGGCGGGAGAAGAAGUCCAGCCUGCUGCUUCUCUACAAGGACGAAGAAAGGCUCUGGGGCGAGGCCAUGAAGCCCCUGCCCAUGGUCCAGGGCCUGCGCUCGGUGCACGUGCCCAUGGUGCUGAAUAUGCUGCAGGAGAGCGUGGCGCCCGCGCUGUCCUGUACCCUCUGCUCCAUGGAAGGCGACAGCGUCAGCUCCGAGUCCUCCUCCCCAGACGUGCACCUCACCAUCCAGGAGGAAGGGGCGGAUGACGAGCUGGGGGAGACUUCCGAGACGCCCCUCAACGAAAGCAGUGAAGGCUCUUCAGAGAACAUCCACCAGAAUUCCUAG
This is a messenger RNA of Elephantulus edwardii (Cape elephant shrew), 507 nucleotides long. RefSeq names its product potassium voltage-gated channel, Isk-related family, member 4 (gene KCNE4). Gene Ontology annotation, cellular component: membrane. NCBI's taxonomy places the organism in Eukaryota, Metazoa, Chordata, Mammalia, Macroscelidea, Macroscelididae. The transcript has a single exon. The record is from RefSeq and is a predicted model, not a curated record. Gene Ontology annotation, molecular function: delayed rectifier potassium channel activity; potassium channel regulator activity; voltage-gated potassium channel activity involved in ventricular cardiac muscle cell action potential repolarization. Gene Ontology annotation, biological process: ventricular cardiac muscle cell action potential; membrane repolarization during action potential; negative regulation of delayed rectifier potassium channel activity. The coding region runs from base 1 to 507 and encodes 168 amino acids.